Molecule: messenger RNA, 1877 nt
Organism: Thrips palmi
Lineage: Eukaryota; Metazoa; Arthropoda; Insecta; Thysanoptera; Thripidae
Exons: 6
Coding region: 224-1630 (468 amino acids)
Source: RefSeq, a predicted model, not a curated record
CCGGCGGCAGCGCGGCUGGCUGCUGGCCGGCCACUGCCACUGCCACUGCUGGCUGUCAGCGGCAGGGCUGCAGGUUGCGGCAGGUUGGACUCAAGACCCUCCACCAAAACAAACCGAAAGCGGAGCAGCUGGGCAUCGUCACCUGUCAUCGCAGCCGCACCUUCCAGCAGAGAGCACAGAGGAUUCAUUCAUUCAAUAUCUUCAGUUGAAAUCGCUUUGUAAAAUGGAUGACACCAAGAAACGGAAAAGGAGUGAUGAGGAAGAGUUGGUUGUUGACACGAAACAAAUCCCGUCCAAAUUAUUAAAGUCUUUUCAGGAGAAUGCUUCUCAAGAAUUGAGAACUCCAAAAGCAGAGACCGAGAAACUUUCUGUUCAAUUGGAGACCCCAAAUGGAACUGUCUGUGAUUUAAUGAGUACACCCAAGGGUAAUACAAUCAAACAAUUAGAUUCAGAAACUUCAUCAGAAUCAAAGAGUCCUAGCCGAUCUAAGGGCAAGGAGCUGGUUUCGAAGACUCCAAAUGGAACUGGAUUCAGACUACUCCGGAAAUCUGAGAGCCCAAAAAAAACUGAAAGCAAAGUGCUGAAAGAAUGGGAGACUCCAAAUGGAAACAAAGGCAAGCUGCAGAAUGUAUCCAAGACUCCAAAUGGAACUGGAUUUAGGCUACUCCAGAAAUCAAAGACCCCCAACGAAACUGAAAGCAAAGCGCUGAAAGACUGGAAGACUCCAAAUGGAAUCAAGGGCAGGUUGCGGGGUGGAUCGAAGACACCAAAUGGAACGGAGAGCAACCUGUUGAAGGAAUUGAAGACUCCAAGCGGAGCUGGAGCCAAACUGUCUGAGACGAAGACACCCAAGAGACACUCAGCUCAACGGAAAGGAAGGCUGUGGUGCUGCGACUGCGACGCUGAGGCCAGCGGAGGCUGCGCCGGCCACACUCGCCUGGACCUGGAGACGGCGCGCCACCGCGCUGCCGACGCGCUCCGCGCCGCGCAGAGCACGCUGCAGCGCCUGGACGAGCUGGUGCAGAAGGGGGCGCCGCGCCUGCGGGUCACGGUGACGCGGAGGGGCGGCGAGGGGCAGGGCCUCGAGGAGGACGACGUCCACCAGCAGGACGUGGAGGUCGCGCUGGCCUCCUCCAGGCUGACUGAGAACGAGCGCCGUGUGCUGUGCGCCUACCUGGAGGGCCUGGUGCUGGAGCGGGACUGGCAGCACCUGUCGGCGUCGUCGGCGGGCUGCGAGGCCAUUGCCACCAAGUGCGCCAAGCUGCCCGACCGCCCUGACGGAGUCAUGCUCAAGCCGGGCGCCAUCCUGCUCCUGGGAAUGUCCGACCGAGGCGUGGCGGCGUGCCACGACGUGGGCGACAGCGACUCCGCGGAUGACUCUGACUCGGACGACGACCCCAACAAGAGCUGGCUGGGGGUGGCGCCGCCCGCGCUGCGCAUCUACUACGAGCAGCCCGUGAUGCCGCACCAGGGCCGCGGCGCCAAGGUGCUGGGCUACGUCCGCACCAACCUGGACGCCUUCGCCACGGCCAAGCCGAGGGGGCCAUCGCCUUGGCCGGCGGCUGACUCGGGGCCCGAAGAGCCCAGCCAUGGAUUUGAAGUGGUUUUAUCCAACGUCACCUUAAUUUAGUUUGAGUUUGUCACUAUUUCAAUGCGUAUAACAAAUUCACUGUUCUGAAGCCGAUUUGCUAUUUUUAUUGUCUCUUGUUUCUAAAUACUUUUUAUUGUUUCAAAACCGACCAAUUAAUUUUACUGUAGUUGUUUCAAAAUACUUUAAAGUCUAUUUCAGACACAGUUCAUUGGUUUUAUUGUGGUUGUCCUGUAUUAGUAACGGUGUGCUUUUCCGUUUGCAAUAAAUCUAAGUCAAAAGUGUAAAA